AUGUUCAUCUGAGGUGCGAAUGAAGGCAUCCCGAUUGUUCUCUUUCUCCUCUUUUGACCAAAUUUCUCCAGCACACGGAGAGAUAGACCACUUGACGGAAACUCCUGCCAUUUAAUAUUAUAGUUUUAUAAUAUAUCACGUUUUGGUAUGCUUUUUCCACGAAACAGAUGGAGACCUGCUCCUCAUUAUAUAUUGAUUGACAACUAGCCACACAUAUAUAUAUUGACGUGCCACUAGAGCAUUGCUGGACAAGCUGCAGCAACAAACACAAACGGUAAUUUGAUGAACUCCACAGAGGCAAGCAAUCCAUAAUCCUGCAUCCAUGUCCAGGCUUCAGCAUCUUCUCGAACUGAUGUGUUCAGUACUAAUCUUUGCUCAGCUGAUAAGUGGGAACAACGAUGACAUGGAGGUCCUCAUCGAGCUCAAGGGCUUCCUGCAAGUACAUAACCAAAUAAACCGAGGUGCGUAUGAUGGAUGGUUGGAGUCAGAGGCCUCGCCAUGCAACUGGCAAGGAGUUGGAUGUGACACCAACGGCCGUGUGAGUUCCCUUGAUCUCUCUAGCUCCAGCAUAUCAGGACCGUUCUUCAGCAAUUUUUCUAGUCUCAAAAGCCUCAUUCAUCUAGAUCUCUCAGACAAUUCCAUCACUGGUGCACUGCCAGUUGAUCUCAACAGAUGCUUGGGACUGAAGCAUCUUAACCUCUCGUACAACCUCAUCGGUGGAGUCCUUAACAUAUCCAGCCUGACAAACCUGAGAACAUUAGAUGUCUCACGGAAUCGGUUCGAGGGGGAAAUCAGCAGGAACUUCCUUGCAACCUGUGACGAACUCACCAUCCUCAACGUCUCCAGCAACAACCUCAGAGGCAACAUCAUUGGCUUGCUUGAUAACUGUUUUCAACUUGAAUAUGUGGAUCUCAGCUUGAAUCGCUUCACUGGCCAGGUCACACAGGGCAUUGCAAGCCUAAUUCAGUUCAAUGCUGCUGAGAAUGGCUUAACUGGAAGCAUUCCUCUCGACAUGUUCCCAGUGGGAUGCAAACUACAGUUUCUGGACCUCUCCGGCAACCAUUUGUUUGGCAACUUGCCUAAUUCCGUGUCAACUUGCUCCAGUUUGAGAUACCUGUCGCUAUCGGAGAACGGUUUCGAUGGGCAGAUACCACCAGGAAUUGGAGUAAUUCCUGGGCUUGAGAAACUGAUCCUAGGGAGCAACAACUUUGCUCGUGAGAUGCCAUUUAGCCUAAUGAAUUGUAGUGCACUGAAGUAUUUGGACAUUAGUGACAACGGUUUUGGUGGGGAGGUGCAAGGAUUCUUCGGGAAGUUAGAAAGUUUGACACAUCUCAUACUUCACUCAAACAAUUAUACUGAUGGAAUUGUGUCCUCUGGCAUUCUUAGGCUACCUAAGCUGAUCAUGCUUGAUCUCAGCCUCAAUCGGUUCUUCGGAAAGCUACCCACGGAGGUCGCAAGCAUGAAAAGCAUUAAAUACCUUGUGCUUGCUGAGAAUAACUUCUCUGGGCAGAUACCCCUGGUGUAUGGACAGAUUGCCCACCUCCAAGUAUUGGACCUAUCAUACAACAACCUCUCUGGUGGUAUCCCUGCAGACAUCGGUAACCUCUCCUCACUUCUUGUGUUGGUGCUUGCUGGAAACCAACUUUCUGGAGAGAUCCCAAAGGAAAUAGGGAAUUGUACCAGCUUGCUCUGGCUCAACCUUGCGGCAAACAAGCUAUCUGGUCAGAUUCCCCCAGAGAUAGCAGGUGUUGGGAGAGACCCUAGUCCAACAUUUGCUAGGAAUCAAAAGGAUGCUGCACAAUUGGAGAUUGGCACCAGGAAGUGUCUCUCUGUGAUGCGGUGGAUUCCCCUUGGUUACCCAGGGUUCAAUUAUGUAGAAUCAGAGAUGUCUUGGAAGGACUGUCGGAGCCUAGAGGACCGAAUCUUGAAGGGGUAUGGUAUUGUUACACCACCUUCUGUCCAGCCAUGUAUCAUCUUGGGUUAUGUUAGGUUCUCAGGGAAUCUGUUGUCAGGACAAAUACCACCCAUAAUUUCUGCAAUGGGAAACUUCAACUUGCUCCUUCUUGAUGAUAACUUGCUCUCUGGUGUCCUACCAUCAGAGAUUAGUCAAAUGUCACUUGUUGCGCUUAACGUCUCUAGGAACAUAAUUUCUGGUGACAUUCCAUCCGAGAUUGGCCAGAUGGUACUCCUUGAGACCCUUGACUUGUCUUUUAACAACUUCUCUAAUGAACUUCCAUCAAGUCUGAGCCAGCUCUAUAAACUGAGUAAGUUCAAUGUUUCAUACAAUCCGCUUCUCUCUGGCAAUGUUCCAUCUACUGGCCAACUCUCCACCUUUGACAAGCAAUCAUUUCUUGGAAACCCUCUCCUGUCUUUCCAUUUCACUGACCAUGGGCCCCGUUUGGAAUCAAACAAUGAUGAGCUCUCAACAGAAGGUACAGAAAAGGAUCCUGCUAAAGAAGAGACAAUUGUGCUCAUAAUUUCAUUUAUUGUUUUUUUCUUUGCCACAAUUGCUAUAAGAGAACAUGACAGUUUCAUGUAUGUGUACUAUACCAUGAAAUGCAGAUGUGCAAGUACGAAGAUUUAUGCAGAAUUGUAACCCUUGAGCUUUGUAACGUUCAGUUAACAAACUAGAAGGAUAGUGUCUCUGGCAAUGUGGUUCAUAUAUUGAUGUGUUACAUAUCCGGCCACAUAGCAUUACAGAACUUUAAAUUAUGUUCAUCUCAUUUCUGUUCCAGGGGAUUCACUGUAAUUGGAAAAACAGAACUAUAUAGAACUAUUCAAAGGCUAUACCAUGACAUCUCAAAAACUAGCCUGUAAUUAUUGUCAUGGUAAGCUUGACGUUUUGGAGCAUUGAAAAGAAAACGGGAGUUUAUUUGGUAUGUUUGUAACAUGUAUCUUUCCAUUAAAAAUCAGAAUUGGGUGAUACCAAUGUGCUAACCGGCUUGUCGA
Molecule: messenger RNA, 2949 nt
Organism: Sorghum bicolor (sorghum)
Lineage: Eukaryota; Viridiplantae; Streptophyta; Magnoliopsida; Poales; Poaceae
Product: probable LRR receptor-like serine/threonine-protein kinase At1g74360
Exons: 2
Coding region: 323-2596 (757 amino acids)
Molecular function (GO): receptor serine/threonine kinase binding
Source: RefSeq, a predicted model, not a curated record